CUUCAGUUUACAGAAUUUGCCAAUAUUCGUCGAUCUUGGUAUGUCUUUUUUGGUCAGAUUUAUUAUUUUACGAAUUUACAGAUUCAUUGAUCCUAGGCUUUCGCUCGUCGAGCUUCUCCUUUGAAGGAUUUUUGGUUCAGUAUUUGAGAGGAAGAGGAAGGAGAAAGUGAAAUGAACAAGUUAGGGUACGGGUUGAACCUGAGGCUGUCAGCACAGAAGAAGAAGCAAGAGCAAACAAAGCCGCCCCGGCCGCCUCCUUUUGGAUUUAAUGAUGAAGAUGACGAUGAUGUGGAGAGGGAUAUUUCUCGGCAGGCUAGCAAGAACAAGUCUCUCAAGGAUAUUGAGGAGCAGCGGAAGAAAGCUUUGGAAGAGGACCCCACGGUGUUUGAUUAUGAUGGAGUUUAUGAUGAAAUGAAAGAGAAAGCUGUUCGGCCUCGAGUGCAAGACCGUGCAGAGAGAAAGUCAAGAUAUAUUGAGAUUUUGAAAGAAAAAGCAAAAGAACGUGAGCAAUACCGUGAGAUAGUGUUUGAGCGAAAAAUUGCUAAAGAGAGAAGCCAAGAGGACCAUCUCUAUGCAGACAAGGACAAAUUUGUCACGCGUGCUUACAAAAAUAAACUUGAAGAGCAAGCAAAGUGGCAGGAGGAAGAACGUUUGCGUGAACUUCGAGAAGCAAAGGAGGAUGUUACAAAGAAGAAGGACUUGAGCGAUUUUUACUUCAACCUUGGAAAAAAUGUCGCUUUUGGUGCGAAUAAAGCUGAGUUGAGGAAACCCGAGAAGCAGGUUGAGUCAAGGAAGGCGGAGAGACAGCCUGAGUCAAGGGAGCUAGAGAAGCUUGAAGAAAAAGGCUCCACUGAUACAUCAGAUAAAGGUCAGACAUCGGAUAACUCAAAUCCACCUUUGGAGGUUUCAGGUGUGGAAGAAAAACAUGGAGGUGAAACUUCCUCUCUGCCUAAGAGAAGCUUCAUGUCCUCAGAUCCAAUGCCAGUUACCAACACUUCAGUUCAAGAAAAAACUUCAGGUGAACAGCCGCCAUCAGAUGAACAAGAAAAAACUUCAGGUGAACAGCCAAAGCAUGACCAUCAUAAGAGAAGUGGGGAUGCAGUGUCUGCAGCAAAAGAACGGUAUUUGGCACGGAAGAGGACUAAAGAACAGUAAAAGCUCUCUCUAUCUCUAUCUCUUUCUCUCUGAGCAUGUCAUGAGAGUUUUAAAAUCCAAAAGAGAAGUUCUUCUCAUUGUAAUCUGUGUCUGUACAUCUUGGCCUUCCCAUUUAGGUUGGAGUCUAAUAGUUUUAUGAUUGAUUUGAUCUCUCAAGUAUCAGGUUCAGCAAUCAAGAAGGAAGAACAUGAAAAGCCAAGAUCUUGAUCUCUGAUAUUAAUGUUAAACCCGAUUGUAUUUUUUUAGUCUAGGAAACAUGUUGAAGCCAGUGACCUAAGAUCCAUCAUGCUCAUAUUUAGAAUGUUAUUAAAUUUUUAACCCGUGUGAAAGCCAAAAAUAGUGUAUAUGUUUCCAUUGGUCU
Messenger RNA from Alnus glutinosa, 1516 nucleotides. RefSeq lists its product as uncharacterized. NCBI's taxonomy places the organism in Eukaryota, Viridiplantae, Streptophyta, Magnoliopsida, Fagales, Betulaceae. The coding region runs from base 172 to 1155 and encodes 327 amino acids. The transcript has 5 exons. The record is from RefSeq and is a predicted model, not a curated record. Gene Ontology annotation, biological process: regulation of alternative mRNA splicing, via spliceosome.